Messenger RNA from Lactuca saligna, 1123 nucleotides. The record is from the annotation of a GenBank genome assembly. Lineage: Eukaryota; Viridiplantae; Streptophyta; Magnoliopsida; Asterales; Asteraceae.
AUGCCCCCACACACAUUUCAAUGCAAGUUCGUAGAAUCUUUCCGCCGCCACCAAAUUCCUUCCACCGCACCAAGUUGCUUCUCCGAUUCCCCACAGCAGAUAUCAGCAACAAAAGGACCACACGAAAGCAAUACCUUCUCGAAGUUUCUCUACUCCGGCGAUUCAAAUCAGUCUAUUUUUUGCAGAUCCGUAGUCAGUGGAAUGGCGAACGCCAAGCUUAUCUCAUCCUUGAUCGUUGAUCAACUCUCUGUUGUUGCCAGACGUGGAUUCGCGACCGCAACACAGGGGAGUGUAUCCGGAAGCGUGAGAGGAAGUGGAGUUGGAAUGAUGAAGAAAGGAGGUGAGGAAUCGAAGAAAUCGACUCCAUGGGUUCCAGAUCCCGUUACAGGCUACUACAAGCCGGAAAGCCAAAUAAACCAGGUUGACGCCGCUGAGCUCCGUGAACUACUGUCAAAACAGAAAAAUCGUCGACACUAAAUUAAAGCCGUUAAAAUGGAUUCGUAAGUUGCAAGAUGAAGAUGAGUGAAGCUGAUUAAUACCAUUCAUCCGAAAACACAUAGCACGCUUGUUUAGAAACUUAUUGAUUUUGUUCAGCGGUCGGUCCAUAUUAUUGUUACAAAGCUAGGAAUCAUUCCAUUAAUAAAAAAAAAUAUACUUUAUAUGUUAAAUACUAGUAAACGUAUUCGUGUUGGAACUUGGAAGUAUGUUACUUCUUAUUCCACUGAACUUGAAACAUUUUACAUUUAUCUAUUUGGCAUACUCUAUACCUAAGUUAUCAAUUGCGCGCUAUAGCGGUGCUAUUUGCGGAGGUCAGGAACCGCUAUUUUCAACUUAGCGUUUUCAUUUCGUGGUACCGCUAUUAGCGGCACUAUUUAUCGCUAUUUCAAUAACCGCUAUAGCGGCGCUACGGGCGUUAUUCCAUUUUCGUUCACAUUUUGGGUCAUUUGGUUAUUUUUUCAAUGAAAAACUAGUUUUAAUGAUCUCACUACACUUUCAUUUUAAAAUGCCCAAACAACUAUCAUAACUAAAAGCAUUCAAAGCAACUACGUCUACCGACAACUCUCUUUCUCAUCUCUCUUUGUACUCACGACAACAUGAACUGCUAUGGUCGGACUCCAUUAAU